GACUUAACCGGUUGAAGCGCGUGUUCAGCAUUGAUAUUGCGGAAUAUCGAGUAACACUGUUGUAAAAUGAAUAGAAAGCCGAAUAUUAUGAUCACUGGCACACCCGGAACGGGUAAAUCAACUUUGGGUAGAGAAUUGGCUGAUAGAACUGGUCUGAAAUACAUAAAUGUUGGAGAAUUAGCCAAAGAGAAUAAUUUCUUUGACGGUUUUGACCAAGAUUUAGUCUGUCCUGUUAUAGAUGAAGAUAGAGUUAUUGACGAAAUGGAAGAAGAUAUGAAUGAUGGAGGAGUAGUCGUUGAUUAUCACGGUUGCGACUUUUUUCCAAAAAGAUGGUUUGACCUUGUAAUAGUUCUAAGGACAGAUAACACGAAAUUGUACGAGAGAUUAGAAAAGAGAGGAUAUAAAGGUAAAAAGCUUAGAGAGAAUAUCGAAUGUGAAAUAUUUGGAACGCUUCUCGAAGAGGCACAAGAAGCUUACGAUAGGCAAAUUGUUCAAGAAGUAAAAAAUGAUACCCCCGAUGAUAUGGAAGACAACUUAACAAAAAUUCAAAAUUGGCUAGAGCAGCGAAUAUGUUGAUAAAUAAUGAAGAAUUCCAGAAUGUAUUGAUCCUAAAGAUACACAAAAAUAUGUAUAUAUAUCUAUAUAUAUAUAUAAGUGCAGCUUAUAUUGUAUACUGUAUAUGCUGUCGGGUGAAAAGAAAAGAAACUGCUAUUGUAAAUAUGAGUUAUUGUAUGUAUAAGGAGUUUUGUCUAAUGUAUUUAAUAAACAUAGAGAGAAUUUAAUAUAUUUAAUGCUAUUUAUGACGUGUUUUAGUACGAAAAGAUACUUACCCCACAAGUAAAAAGUUUAAACGAAUAUAAAUCGCUGUAAUAAAUAGCGAAUACACUUAUCUAAUGAUUUAAGCUAAGCUUGACGUAUGAAAGUAUAUAUUCAGUUUCAAGUGAUACAUUACUUUGUUUCUAUUUACGAAUAGCUAUUUUACCCGUU
Molecule: messenger RNA, 987 nt
Organism: Dimorphilus gyrociliatus
Lineage: Eukaryota; Metazoa; Annelida; Polychaeta; Dinophilidae
Source: the annotation of a GenBank genome assembly